AUGGAGGCGGCCGCCAUCAACGCGGCGCUGUGGGUGCUGGGCAAGCCGCUGGACCCUGUCAAGGACGGCCUGCUGGAGGCAUGGGCGGCCACCACCGGGCUCGCUCCCAACAUCCGCGAGCUCAAGCUGGAGCUGCUCUACGCGCAGGCGAUGCUGGACAACGCCCGUGACAGGGAGCCCCGCAGCCCCGCGCUGGUGACGCUGCUGCAUGAGCUCCGCCGCCUGGCGUACAGCGCCGACGACGUGCUCGAUGAGCUCGACUACUUCCGCAUCCAGGACACGCUCGACGGCACCUACCAUGCCAAGAACUGA
This is a messenger RNA of Miscanthus lutarioriparius, 312 nucleotides long. NCBI's taxonomy places the organism in Eukaryota, Viridiplantae, Streptophyta, Magnoliopsida, Poales, Poaceae. The record is from the annotation of a GenBank genome assembly.